AACAAAUUGACAUCCACCACCAAAGCUGUGUACCAAUCUCUCUCUCUCUCUCUACCUCGCUGUGUUCUUACAGACACAACGAGGAUGUCGGAUCCUGAUUUAUCUUCUCCGUUGAUCCAUCAACCAGAGGUCGUCAUCUCAAUCCUCGACGACGACGGAGAUGAAGAAAACUAUAUUCCCGCCGUUAGUCAACAAAACCACCACCAACCUCGUGUUCCACGUGCUUUUGAAUUUGACCAUAUUAACCCUUUCGGCUUCCUCAGAGAAGCUUCCGAGCCUCCCGUUCUCGAUCCUCCGACGACGGUGGAUCCAUUUCGGAACGAUACGCCGGGAGUCAGCGGGCUCUACGAGGCCAUUAAGAUCGUGAUUUGUCUCCCGAUUGCGUUGCUUAGGCUCGUCAUAUUUGGUGCCAGCUUGGCUGUUGGUUACGUGGCGACGAAGCUGGCACUUGCGGGGUGGAAAGAUAAACAUAAUCCGAUGCCUCGUUGGAGAUGUAGAGUCAUGUGGGUUACUCGGAUCUGUACAAGAUGUAUCCUCUUCUCCUUUGGUUAUCAUUGGAUACGAAGGAAAGGGAAACCUGCUCGGAGGGAGAUUGCUCCUAUUGUUGUAUCAAACCAUGUUUCUUUUAUUGAACCAAUCUUCUUCUUCUAUGAGCUAUCACCCACCAUUGUUGCAUCCGAGUCGCAUGAUUCACUUCCUUUUGUUGGAACUAUCAUCAGGGCAAUGCAGGUGAUAUAUGUUAAUAGAUUCUCACAAGAAUCAAGGAAGAACGCUGUGCAUGAAAUAAAGAGAAAAGCCUCUUGCGAUAGAUUUCCUCGCCUGCUGUUAUUCCCUGAAGGAACCACGACCAAUGGGAAAGUUCUUAUAUCCUUCCAACUUGGUGCUUUCAUCCCAGGCUACCCUAUUCAACCUGUAGUAGUCCGGUAUCCCCAUGUCCAUUUUGAUCAAUCCUGGGGGAAUAUUUCAUUGUUGAUGCUCAUGUUUAGAAUGUUCACCCAGUUUCACAACUUCAUGGAGGUUGAAUACCUUCCAGUAAUCUAUCCAAGUGACACUCAAAAACAGAAUGCUGUGCGUCUCUCGCAGAAGACCAGUCAUGCAAUUGCAACAUCUUUGAAUGUCGUCCAAACAUCUCAUUCUUAUGGGGACUUGAUGCUAUUGAACAGAGCAUCUGAGUUAAAGCUGGAAAACCCUUCAAAUUACAUGGUUGAAAUGGCAAAAGUUGCGUCGCUAUUCCAUAUAAGCAGUUUAGAGGCAGUUCGGUAUUUGGAUACAUUUUCUUCCAUGAAUCCGGACUCAAGUGGACGUGUGACACUACAUGACUUUCUUCGGGUUCUUAGACUGAAGCCUUGCACUCUUUCUAAGGGGAUAUUCGGGUUCAUCGAUGUGGAGAAAGCGGGAUCAAUCACUUUCAGACAGUUCUUGUUUGCCUCGGCUCAUGUAUCAGCACAGCCACUUUUUCAGCAAACAUGCGAGCUAGCCUUUUCUCACUGUGACGCAGAUGGAGACGGCUAUAUCUCCGUUCAAGAACUUGGAGACGCGCUGAAACACACAAUGCCAAACUCAAACAAGGACGAGAUUCAGAGGAUAUACGUUUUACUAGACGAAGACAAAGAUCAAAGAAUCAGCAAGGAUGACUUCUUGUCCUGCUUAAGAAGAAACCCUCUGCUCAUAGCUGUCUUUACUCCUAUCUUGGCUCCAACAUAACACAGACAGACAAAAUGGAUGGCCAAGAUCUGGUGAUUCUGUGCAAUGAUUCAACCAUGCCUUUGUGGUGUAUCAAUAUAUAUACCUUUUUGUUUUCCUUAUUUCUUUUUCAGAUUGUAAAAAAAAAAAGGAAUACUAAAAGAUAGGGGUUGCUAUGUUUUUGGCCUAUCCCCUCCUCCAUGGAUCCCCCCUCCCCCUCCCCCAUCCAAUGAGUUUUGGACUAUAACUGCGUGCCGUUUUGUACCAAAAAAAACGCUGGUGUUUGCUCCUCUAGCUCUGAGUAAACUCUAUCUGUAUUUCAGUAUUUGUUACCUUUUUGUAUCAUCCAAAUUUCGAUUGUAUCAGUGGUUAUUAUUUUUUCUUGACUUAUUUUAUACAAACUCAAAUUAAGUCAUUAG
Messenger RNA from Eruca vesicaria subsp. sativa (arugula), 2102 nucleotides. Lineage: Eukaryota; Viridiplantae; Streptophyta; Magnoliopsida; Brassicales; Brassicaceae. The record is from the annotation of a GenBank genome assembly.